AUUUUCUGAAUAUUCAUGUUUCUGUUUUUUUAUUUUUUAUUCACAGAUGAUUGGCAGUUUGAGAGGGGAUCUAAUUCGUACUUUCUGGGUGACCCCAUUCUUUUGGAAGUUUCUGCCAUCAUCAGUAACCACAUGUCACUGCGAGUCUAUGUUGACCAUUGUGUUGCCACUGCAACUCAAGAUGCAGAGGCUACAUUAAGAUAUGACUUUAUUGAAAAUUUUGGAUGUCUUACUGAUGCAUACCUGACAAACUCCAACUCCCGUUUCCUACCAAGAACUGAAGAACAUAAGCUGAGGUUUCAGCUUGAGGCCUUCAGGUUCUACCAGGAACCCAGCAAUCAGGUCUACAUAACCUGCUACGUGAAGGCUGUUCCAGUCGUUUUAGCUGUCAACUCUCAAUACAGGGCCUGCUCUUUAAUUGAGAGCAGGUAUUAUGCCAAUGAUUAAUCUAAUGUCAGUGUA
Messenger RNA from Plectropomus leopardus (leopard coralgrouper), 462 nucleotides. Lineage: Eukaryota; Metazoa; Chordata; Actinopteri; Perciformes; Serranidae. The record is from RefSeq and is a predicted model, not a curated record.